Molecule: messenger RNA, 885 nt
Organism: Capsicum annuum
Lineage: Eukaryota; Viridiplantae; Streptophyta; Magnoliopsida; Solanales; Solanaceae
Product: probable LRR receptor-like serine/threonine-protein kinase At1g56140
Exons: 5
Coding region: 1-837 (278 amino acids)
Biological process (GO): protein phosphorylation
Molecular function (GO): protein kinase activity; ATP binding
Source: RefSeq, a predicted model, not a curated record
AUGGUUGCUGCAUCGAGGGAGAUAGACGAUUACUUGUUUAUGAAAAAAGGAUCUCUAUAUCUUGACUGGCCAACACGCUUCCAGAUAUGCUUGGGAGUGGCAAAGGGUCUGGCGUAUCUUCACGAGGAAUCUCGAGUCCGCAUUGUCCAUCGAGAUGUCAAGGCCAGUAAUAUUCUGCUUGAUGCAGACCUAAACCCUAAAAUUUCAGAUUUCGGAUUGGCAAAACUUUACGAUGACAAACAGACUCAUAUAAACACUCGUGUUGCAGGCACAAUAGGGUAUCUUGCACCAGAAUAUGCCAUGCGCGGACAUCUGACAGAGAAGGCUGAUGUGUUUGGCUUUGGAGUUGUAGCUCUAGAGAUUGUCAGUGGUAGACCAAACUCUGACGAGAGCUUGGAAGAAGACAAGAUCUACCUUCUUGAGUGGGCUUGGCAGCUACAUGAGAACAAGCACGAAACUGAGCUGGUGGAUGCAAAUCUCUCUGAAUUUGAUGUAGACGAAGUGAAAAAAGUAAUAAUGAUCGCUCUACUAUGCACUCAAACAUCCCCAGGAUUACGGCCUUCAAUGUCCCGUGUAAUAGCAAUGCUUACAGGAGAUGCUGAGGUUGCCGCUGUGACUUCCAGACCUGGAUACCUGACCGUCUGGAAAUUUAAAGAUACAACAAGCUUCAUGAUCGAUCAUUCUUCGCAAAUGCACAAUUCAUCAGAGGGUACAAGUACAGCCGCGACUACAAAUUAUUCACCAUCAGGUGCUGACACACCGAUGCUCACUGAUCAUUGGAGAGGGUAUAUGAAAUCUUGUAUAUUUGAUGAAGCUAGACAUCAGAUAAACAUUUAACCUUUUGUUUGCGCUUUGAAGAUCUCAUCUUUCUUGAGAUUCUUUCUG